Molecule: messenger RNA, 1960 nt
Organism: Cucurbita pepo subsp. pepo (vegetable marrow)
Lineage: Eukaryota; Viridiplantae; Streptophyta; Magnoliopsida; Cucurbitales; Cucurbitaceae
Product: putative magnesium transporter NIPA8
Biological process (GO): magnesium ion transport
Cellular component (GO): membrane
Molecular function (GO): magnesium ion transmembrane transporter activity
Source: RefSeq, a predicted model, not a curated record
UUAUCAGUUUAGUCCGGAGCUAACCCGACCCAUCUUCACCGACAGAUGACAGUUAAGUUCGGCGCGCGCGGCCAUGGCUUUGUUCAGAAGCGUCAUACACAGAAUCAUUCAGUAUUGCUAAUUGACCGCACAACUUCCCUUCUUCCCCUCCUUUUCACGUUUCUUCUUCCAUUUUCAUCACGCUUUCUUCCUCUCCGCCCCCCCACGACGGAGUUCGGCGGUUUCCUCUUCUCUGUGCACUCCGGAUUCCCUUCGGAGAGAAGUUACUCCGUCCUUGACUUCCCACCUCCGGUAUAUUCCUUCUCAAUGCCACAUUUCCUGUCUUGGAUUGGAACUUGAUCUCGACUGCGCUCAUCUCCACUGACGGAUCUUCCCGCAGGCUGGGACAUUCAGCUGUGUGCUGAUUCGCUUACACCUCUCUAACUUAUGGGGGAAUGGGUUAUUGGAGCUGUCAUCAACCUCUUUGGCAGCAUUGCCAUCAACUUUGGAACGAACCUUCUUAAAUUAGGCCAUAACGAGAGAGAGAAGCAUUCUAUGCUAGAAAAUAAUGGUUCUAAUGGAAAGACUCCAAUGAAGCCCAUUAUAUACUUCCAGACUUGGAGAAUUGGUCUUACAUUUUUCAUUAUUGGAAAUUGCCUUAAUUUUAUUUCCUUCGGAUAUGCUGCCCAGUCUCUUCUUGCGGCACUUGGAUCUGUUCAAUUUGUGUCCAAUAUUGCUUUUGCAUACUUCGUCCUCCACGAGAUGGUUACUGUUAAGGUAAUGGUUGCCACUGCUUUUAUUGUUCUGGGAAACAGUUUUCUAGUUGCUUUUGGCAACCAUCAGUCCCCUGUGUACACUCCAGAGCAGCUGGUGGAGAAAUAUGGAAAUAUCACUUUCCUUCUAUACUGCGUAAUUUUGAUCUUGGUUGUUGCUUUACAUCACUCAAUCUAUAGAAGGGGAGAACUGUUACUUUCUGUUUCUGGUCAAGAUCUCAGACCGUAUUGGCAUAUGCUACUGCCAUUUUCUUAUGCUAUAGUUUCAGGUGCAAUAGGCUCUUGCUCAGUCUUGUUUGCAAAAUCUCUGUCAAUACUGCUCAGAUUGGCCAUGUCUAGUGAUUAUCAGCUGCAUAGCUGGUUUACAUAUUCCUUACUGCUUUUAUUUCUCAGUACUGCUGGAUUUUGGAUGGCCAGGUUAAACGAAGGACUUUCCCUGUUUGAUGCAAUCCUUAUUGUUCCCAUGUUUCAGAUAGCUUGGACUUUCUUCUCCAUAUGCACAGGUUUUAUAUACUUUAAAGAAUUCCAGGUGCUUGAUGCUUUGAGAACGACGAUGUUCAUACUGGGAAUGAUGUCUGUUUUCAUAGGCAUUUCUUUGCUAGCACCUGAUGAGCCGAGAGAUGGUGAAUUCAAAGAUAAUUCACCUUUGCUAUCCGAGACGUCCACUAGCUUCUCAUCAGAAGAAGAGAGACUAAUUGUGUCAUCCCAAGAAUUAGAGACUAAGGACGCAAGAUCAUUUUCACAAGGAUUCUUGUUAAAGAUUACAGAUGUAGUAGCCAAGGGGAAGGCUGCUUUAGCACUUUCUCUGGGUUUUGGAGAAGAUUCACUCAAUGCAUCUGCAGUACUGGUGAUGCCUAUGGUGUCAUCAAGGAUGACCGGCUUUAGAGGAACAGGGUUGGAGCGCUCAAAACUUUUCUCCAUGAGGAAGUCUGACUGGAGUAAGAUCUCGUUGGAUGAAGAUGCGAAGGUGCUCGACACAAGCAUAGGUUUCUCCCAAAACCUUUGAGUAGGAGUAGUAAAAAGGGAAAAUUUGGGUUGGAGUAUUAAAUCAAUGCCUUUUCUUUAUAGGUACAGUAGUUAGGAGUUAGGAGUUAUAAUUCAAUAUACCAGUUACCAAGCAUGUUCUUAUAUAGAAUUAUAAAAGACAAUAUUGUAUAUUAUGAUGAACAGUAUUUUCUCAUAAAGCAAGAUAUUAUUUUUCCCCUUCA